AUGCUACUAUGCUCCUGUAUUUUCUGUGGUUCAUCAUUGUUCUUGUUCUUUGUUGAAUUGUCUCUAUUUACAAGAGUUUGCAAUGCGGUGAUAAGGUUGCAUCCAUAUUUGCUUAAGAAACCCGAACCUGUUACAGAAAACUCUACAUAUCAAAGAUGGAAGUGGUUCAAGGAAAUGACAAUUGAUCCAUUCAAGAACCGCUUUGAACUAGACGAGGGAACUCGAGAUGUCGGAGAUGGAGACGAUGAUAAUAUCACUUCUGUUGGUGUGAUGGAAAAAAGCAGAAACUAUUGCAACCGGACAAUAACUGAAGAUGCGAAGCUCGUGGAAGCAUUGGUAAAUAUGGUGAAUAUGAGAGGAUUUAAAGCCGAUAAUGGUUUUAAAUUUGGAUAUUUACAACAUCUAGAAAACACAUUGAAGGAAAAAAUUCCUAGCUCUAGCAUAUUGGGUAAACCCCACAUUGAGUCAAGGAUCAAAACCAUGAAAAAGGAUUGA
Lactuca saligna is the source of this 495-nucleotide messenger RNA. The record is from the annotation of a GenBank genome assembly. NCBI's taxonomy places the organism in Eukaryota, Viridiplantae, Streptophyta, Magnoliopsida, Asterales, Asteraceae.